AUGUAGAGGCUUCUAAAACCUAUUAAGAUAUAACAACCUGUCUUAUAAAGGAUGGAAAGUGCAAAAUCGGAUUGUUCGGCUGAUGAAGAUCUUAGUUUUAUAGAAACUUUAAGGGCGGACGCUCAAAACCCAAUGAUAAAAAACUUCUCACAGGAAGACUCUCUUGUAGAUGACACAAAGGAUUUGGAAGAAUUCCUUAAUUCUCUUGAUUGA
Paramecium primaurelia is the source of this 213-nucleotide messenger RNA. The record is from the annotation of a GenBank genome assembly. NCBI's taxonomy places the organism in Eukaryota, Ciliophora, Oligohymenophorea, Peniculida, Parameciidae.